Molecule: messenger RNA, 984 nt
Organism: Penicillium coprophilum
Lineage: Eukaryota; Fungi; Ascomycota; Eurotiomycetes; Eurotiales; Aspergillaceae
Exons: 1
Coding region: 1-984 (327 amino acids)
Source: RefSeq, a predicted model, not a curated record
AUGGAUCUUACAUCAGCCCGUGGAACAAAGCUCAACGAUAUCGUAAUCGGUCACCGCCCUAGCACAGGCCGCGGAAAGAAACUUACCCUUGCGCAAGAGGGCGUUCUGAGGAGACUCUAUGAACAAGAAUUGCCCUCCGUAUCCAAUGAUGAGGUACCAGUGAAAGCGUUCUGGCUGAAUCUCGCGUCGCGGUUUCAUGAUCAGACCGGUCGCGAGUAUUCAUGGUUGUCUGUGAAGCGGCGGGCUGCGGGUUGGGGCCACAAGUCUCCAGAAGUUGACCACCGACUGGAUAUCUCCCGUGAUAGCGAGCUCGUGGUCGAGAAUUCCGUAGCUGAGCCUAGUCAUGAAGAUGUCGCUCAUGAAUCCCCACGAAAGAAGGGUUCAUGUGACAGCGAACAACCAGCGCUACCGCAACAAAAGCCUUCCCUGCACUCGCAAGAUUCGAACAUCCCGAAGUCGUCUCAACUUGAAAGGAAUCCUGACUCCGGCGACUGGCUGCAGCGCAGUUCGUUACCAGGCACCGAAGACCCAAUUCAAGACAAGAAUAGCAAUGUCAAAUGCCCUCGUGUGGCUCAGCGUCGUCCCCGGUCAAUAUCACCCCACCGUGGAUUGCAGCCUAGAUAUCGUUAUCGAUCUCCUUCAACAACGAGACGCACCAAAAUUGUCUCCAGACGACUGCAUCACCAUCUGGGCUCUUCAUCCGAUGGGAUGGUCAUGCCUGCCCCCUACCCUUUGUCCGGCUCCUCCCCAGCCCAUGAAGAUAUACCGCUCGGCCAUCUAAGUACACAAGCCCCUCCUGAGUUCAGCCGCCUCCGCAAGUCCGUGGAAAAGAGUGAGCCUCAGAAAAGUCCUCGUGAUGGAGCAAGGUCUAAGCGAGGAGAGAGUAAAGUAAGCGACGGUGUUCUUGGAUCGGCGCACUUAUUCGAGCAAGAUGGCUUACCACCAACCCCAACUCGAAUUAUGAGAAGACGUGUUGCAAAAUGA